GCACGUUGGCAGUGGGCGGAGUCUCGGCUGUAGGUGCGGUGAGGAGGUUGAGCAGCUAUUCGUGGACGUUGUAAAGGAAAAUCUUUUGAGGUCGCGGCUCAAAAUAUCAGCUCAACAGUAAGGCAGACGGGUUAUACAGAAUCGAGAAGCGGUUAUAACAGCUAAGUAUUGCUCUAACUAACCUUAGGACGACGAAUUUUGCAAUAUUUGUGUCAGAAAUUUUAUUUUACAUAACCAGCUUCCCUGGUAUUCGCGGCACGGAACAGCCGGUCUUGCCACGGUGUCUUGUGGACUUAGAUUACAGGCCAGUUAAGUACUCUGUUAUUUCAUUUGACUUAAUUAAUGUCUGUAGAAAGCAGGCCCGCCCAGGAGUGUUAGCAUAUAUUUAUACGUUAAUUUUUUCAUCAUUCAGAAAAACAAGUUAUACAACGAGCCGGGCUACUGCUCCGCAGCACACCGGGUCCUAAAGCCCGCCGAGUUAGUUGUCACAUUGCCGGAGCGCGCGCGUUGCCUCGAGCCCAAAUGGUUCAGCAGCCAGCGGUUUCUACAUUUUUCGACACUAUGGAAAAAGCUCUGUUAGAGCAAGGAUAAUUAUAAAAGUUGGACUGCGUUAUUGAACCCCAAAAGGAUUUUUUUUUUCAAACACAUUUUUAUUCAAGGUGGUAUUUUUUUCUCCUUAAAAGAAACUGUGAGUGAGUAGUUGGGAUAAAAGUCGAGUGAGCACCAAAAGACUGUUGACCUCUUUCAAAAAGGAAGAAAAGGACUCGUCCAGUUGAGUAAUGGUCAUUAAUACGAUCCACUGGUUCAGGAAGGGCUUGCGGCUCCACGACAACCCGUCGCUCAAGGAAUCUCUGCUGGGAGCGGAUACGGUCCGCUGCGUCUACAUCCUCGACCCCUGGUUUGCGGGCUCUUCCAACGUUGGCAUCAACAGGUGGAGGUUCUUAUUGCAGAGUCUUGAGGACUUGGACUCCAGCCUCCGUAAGCUCAACUCUCGUCUGUUUGUGAUCCGAGGCCAACCCACUGAUGUCUUUCCCAGACUUUUCAAGGAGUGGAAAAUUACUCGUCUGUCAUAUGAGUACGACUCUGAGCCCUUUGGGAAAGAGCGAGAUGCAGCUAUUAAGAAGCUGGCCUCUGAGGCUGGAGUUGAGGUGACAGUUCGCACCUCCCACACACUCUAUGAACUGGACAAGAUCAUAGAGUUAAAUGGGGGUCAGUCUCCCCUCACCUACAAGCGGUUCCAGACUCUCAUCAGUCGUAUGGACCCUGUGGAGGUGCCUGCGGAGUCCAUCACAGCUGAGAUAAUGGGGAAAUGCACUACCCCACUGUCUGAAGACCAUGAUGAGAAGUUUGGGGUCCCCUCCCUGGAGGAACUCGGUUUUGAUACUGAAGGCCUGUCCUCAGCUGUGUGGCCAGGAGGAGAGACUGAAGCUCUCACACGACUUGAGAGGCACUUGGAGAGGAAGGCAUGGGUGGCAAACUUUGAACGUCCCAGAAUGAACGCCAACUCGCUGCUUGCCAGCCCCACAGGCCUCAGCCCCUACCUGCGCUUCGGCUGCCUCUCCUGCCGCCUCUUCUACUUUAAACUCACUGACCUCUACAGGAAGGUGAAGAAGAACAGCUCCCCUCCUCUCUCGCUCUACGGUCAGCUGCUUUGGCGUGAGUUCUUUUACACGGCGGCCACCAACAACCCCUGCUUCGACAAGAUGGAGAGUAACCCCAUCUGCGUUCAGAUACCCUGGGACCGCAACCCCGAAGCGCUGGCCAAGUGGGCAGAGGGCCGCACCGGCUUCCCCUGGAUUGAUGCCAUCAUGACCCAGCUGAGGCAGGAAGGAUGGAUCCACCACCUAGCUAGGCAUGCUGUGGCCUGUUUCCUGACAAGAGGAGACCUGUGGAUUAGCUGGGAGGAGGGCAUGAAGGUGUUUGAGGAGCUGCUGCUGGAUGCAGACUGGAGUGUGAAUGCAGGCAGCUGGAUGUGGCUCUCCUGCAGCUCUUUCUUCCAGCAGUUCUUCCACUGCUACUGCCCCGUGGGUUUCGGCCGCCGCACAGACCCCAACGGAGAUUACAUACGCCGCUACCUGCCUGUUCUGAGGGGAUUUCCAGCCAAGUAUAUUUAUGAUCCCUGGAACGCUCCAGAGGUUGUGCAGAAGGCAGCCAAAUGUAUUAUUGGAGUGCAUUAUCCAAAGCCUAUGGUGCACCACGCAGAGGCCAGCCGUCUCAACAUCGAGCGAAUGAAACAGAUCUACCAGCAACUCUCCUGUUACAGAGGCCUCGGUCUUUUGGCUACAGUUCCAUCCGGCUCUAAUGGCAACGGAAAUGGUAACGGAAACGCUGAGACAUCCUCAGAUUCGAUGCGAUUCUCUGAGACUUCACGUGAUGCUGCAGCUCCAUCUACCUAUCAGAUGCCAGUUCACUCCCAGGGAGACUGGCAAAGUGGUGUCAUGAUGUACCUGCAGGGGGAUUCGCAAACCAGCGUCGGCAUGCACCAACAGGUUCCAGGUUACGCUGCCAGUACCAGUAUGAUGUGUUACACUCAAGGCACGCAGCAGAAUCCUGGUCCUGUAAUUCAAAAAGGGCCUGAACACCACCCCACCACUCAGACCAGUGGCAAACGACACAGUGAGGACUCUGGGAAUAGCAAAAGCUCCAAAGUCCAGAGACAGAGCAUCCACUAAAGAGGUGUUUCUGCGGACUCACCGUCAAUCAUAUCGAGAACACAGCCAAAACUAUACGGACGCUAAAAUAGACUCAAAUUUUUCUUACAGCACUACAACGCACGAACACACCUUCAGGACGGGCAUCCCCACCUGUCACAAAACACGUUUCUCAACUUAAUCGGACUGAAUAUUAUUACGGUGUGGGCCAGCCAGUGAUGUUACACUGUGCUCCUGUUUGGGUUAAUAAUGCCGAGACUAAAGUCUUUGUGUAUAUAAUGAAUUUGCUAAAAGCAGCUCACAUACAACGUGUACAUAUUUGGAUAUUGUAUGUGCGUUUUCUCUUUGUGUAGCCAUAGACCCGUUGAUAUAUUUUUGAUAUGAGAAUUCAUUGUGGAUUGAUCGUUCUUUUGGGAAAAUUUUCAAUAAAAAGAAAUGCAUUUUUAGACCUUCCAUUAAAACAGAAAUGGUCAGAAAAGUCUGCUAAUGCACCCGAGUUUUUAAAGUUUUUCCACAUUGAGCCCAUCGAGUGUAAAUAUCAGCAAAAAUCCUUUCUGUGUCUCAGUACUAGUGGACUCGUUUUAUUCCUUCAAACUUCAAUAUAACACAAACCAUCAUGUUAUUGCCCUCGUCUGUGUUUAUUGAGAAAAGGUGAGAGGACUACAGAGCCUGCAUAUUCCUGGUGUGCCACCCCACCACCCAUAUACUCCCCAAUAAAUGUACCACUGGAGAGAACUGCUUCACUUGCUUCUUGUUCCUUCUCAAUGUGCUUGGUUAAUUAAAACAGUUUGAAAUAUA
Molecule: messenger RNA, 3449 nt
Organism: Oreochromis niloticus (Nile tilapia)
Lineage: Eukaryota; Metazoa; Chordata; Actinopteri; Cichliformes; Cichlidae
Gene: cry1a
Product: cryptochrome circadian regulator 1a
Exons: 14
Coding region: 780-2672 (630 amino acids)
Biological process (GO): circadian regulation of gene expression; negative regulation of DNA-templated transcription; entrainment of circadian clock by photoperiod
Cellular component (GO): nucleus; cytoplasm
Molecular function (GO): DNA binding; FAD binding
Source: RefSeq, a predicted model, not a curated record